AGAGACGAGCGCUGCAGGCCUUGCCUCCGGAGGAGCUGCCGCUAGCGCCUAAGCUUUGCUUUCACAGGAUUUGGCUAGGCGGGCUGCCAGACAGGCCAUCUCUCCUGGACAUCAUGUGACGUGGGGAGGUGACCUGCAUUUCUUCUGAUAUAAGGCUACAGAUUAUGAGUUCAAAAACAGGGGCUCUAUCAGUCGAAACAACGACCCGGCUUCUGGGCCUAGCUGUCCCCGAAAAUCCCACCCUUAGAGAGGGCUCCACACCGCGCCGCAAAGGCAGGCGCAACCGGAAGGGGCGGGGAUCCACCCGGACGUGGAGCUUCCGCCACCAUGGCUUCCCGUGGGAUCAUUGGCCUUUUCCUCCUCUCUGCUCUCCCCCUCUUGUGUCUGGAGCUCCGGCGUGGGAUCCCCGAUCUGGGAGUUAAAGAUCUAAUUCUGCUGUGUGGUCGGAUUUUCUUACUGCUUGCUCUUCUUACUUUAAUUAUUUCUGUGACUACCUCAUGGCUUAAUUCAUUUAAAUCGUCCCAAGUGUAUCUGAAAGAAGAAGAAGAGAACAAUGAGAAAAGGCAAAAACUUGUCAGAAAAAAACAACAAGAGGCACAGAGUGAAAAGGCCAGCAGAUACAUAGAGAACGUUCUAAAACCUCACCAGGAAAUGAAGUUGAGAAAACUCGAAGAACGCUUUUAUCAGAUUACGGGUGAAACCUGGAAGUUGAGCAAUGGUCAUAAACUUGGGGACAAAGGAAGGGGGAAGACAGCCUACGAAAAUGGUGGCCAUUUUAGUCUGAGGAAGAGAACAUUUACAAGUCAACGAAACUUGCCUAAGCCUUUAAGCAAAAUUUCACCAUCUGCUGAGCAGCCCACGCAGAAGGAGGUUCUUGGUCUCCCUGAAGAACCUCCUGAAACAGCUGAAGAAAUAGUUACUGUUGCUCUCCGAUGUCCAAGUGGGAGUGUCCUGAGGAGAAGAUUUCUUAAGUCUUGCAGUUCACGGGUCUUACUUGACUGGAUGAUGAAAAUCGGGUACCACACAUCUCGAUACAGCCUUUCUACUUCCUUUCCCAGACGGCCUCUGGAAGUGAAGGGGGGCUGGUCACUGCAGGACACAGGAAUAACUAUGGAUACUGUACUCAUUGUGGAAGAGAAAGAGCAGAGCAACUAAUUAAGAAAUGAGAACUACCUUUUCUCCAUAAAAUCAGUGAUGCCAUGACCUUACAGGACAAUAAAGGAUUCACAUGAAAAUUAUGCCAUUCCUUGACUGAGCUCAAGGAGAUAAACAUUUUAAUGUUGAUAUCCUUGGGAACAUGUGGACAUAAAGGAUUGGAAAAGGAUUGCUCUCUGCAUAUAAUAGUUUUUGGAAUUUGCUGUCUUAUAAUGUCCCAAAUGAAAACUAGAUAAAAAUGUAUACAGUAAGGCACUCAAUGAUUUGUAUUUUUCCUGGCUGACAUCAUUUAUCACUGUGUUGAAAAACAAAGUCAUACAACUCUGUUUUCUGCCUCUGCAGUCCACCUUGCCACACUGAAGAUUUCACAGUUCAAACUCUCUAAAAUCGUUUAAGUAGGAAUAUUUGUUCUGCUGUAUUUCUAGAAAUUAAACUUUAAAGACAUUUUAAAGGUCUUUAAUGCUUUAAAGUUCUUUUUGGUACCUGAUAAAGGGUUAGUAUC
Messenger RNA from Odobenus rosmarus divergens (Pacific walrus), 1657 nucleotides. It is a transcript of the gene UBXN8, whose product is annotated as UBX domain protein 8. Gene Ontology annotation, molecular function: ubiquitin binding. The record is from RefSeq and is a predicted model, not a curated record. Bases 328 to 1155 code for a protein of 275 amino acids. The transcript is spliced from 9 exons. Lineage: Eukaryota; Metazoa; Chordata; Mammalia; Carnivora; Odobenidae. Gene Ontology annotation, cellular component: endoplasmic reticulum; nucleus.